Molecule: messenger RNA, 9029 nt
Organism: Sapajus apella (tufted capuchin)
Lineage: Eukaryota; Metazoa; Chordata; Mammalia; Primates; Cebidae
Gene: SHROOM3
Product: shroom family member 3
Exons: 9
Coding region: 2778-8408 (1876 amino acids)
Biological process (GO): actin filament organization
Cellular component (GO): apical junction complex; apical plasma membrane; cortical actin cytoskeleton
Molecular function (GO): actin filament binding
Source: RefSeq, a predicted model, not a curated record
UAAGUGGGAAUACAGACUAAAAUAAUAAUUAAAAGUAUAAUAUAGCAAAUACAUAAGCCAGUAACACACAUUUUAUGAUAAAGUAUUAUGUACAUGAUUGUAUGUACUGUACUUUUAGAUAACUGGCAGUGCAGUAGGUUUGUUUGUACCAGCAUCAAAACCACGUGAGUGAUGGCUACGGCUUCUGUAGGCCAGACGAAUUUUUCAGCUCCGUUAUAAUCUUAUGGAACUACCUUUAUAAUGUGCACUCCAUUGUUGGCUGAAAUGUCAUUAUGUGGCACAUGACUGUAAAUGGUAAGGCCCAUGUUAGUGUACCUCCUAAUUUUCCUGUUCCCCAGAAGUCUCUCUGCAGCCCAAGUGUUACUGAUAUGGGACUAACCUAGGAAAUCGCGGAAUCGUUCUCAUUCAGUUACACUUAAAUCCUACAUCCUGUUUGUUUUGCUUUUUACUUUUUCUUUUGAAAUCAUUGUAGACACACAGAAAAGUUGUAAAAAUAGCACAGAGAUUUCCUGUACCUGUCACCCAGCAUUCUUCAAUGUUAACACCCUUUAUAACCACAGUACAAAUAUCAAAACUAAGAAAUCAGCACUGGUGUAAUACUAUUAGCUACAGACUUAACCUUAUAUAAACUAUAAAUUUUACUCAAAUCUCACCAUUUUUUCCCACUAAUGUCGUGUUUCUGUUCUGGGAUCCCACAUUGUGUUCCCUUAGUCUCCUCUGAUCUGUGAUAGCUCCUGAGUCUUUCCUUGGCUUCUAUAACCUUAACAUUUUUGAAGGGCACUGGCCAGUUAUUUUGUAGAAUGCUUACUAUUUGGGUGUAUCUGAUGUUUUCUCAUGGUUACAUUGAGGUUAUGGCUUUUGACAAUACCACAGAAGUGACUUUUUUUCUUCUUGCUGUCUCAUAUCAGGGUUACAUGAUAUCAGUAUGUUUCAUUACUCCUGAUGUUAACCUUGAUUACUUGGUUAUGGUGAAGUUGGCCAGGUUUUUCCACUUUAAAGUUACUAUUUGUCCCUUAGUAAUUAAUAAGUAACCUUGGAAAGAUAAUUUUCAGGCUAUGCAAAUGUCCUGUUUCUCCUAAACUUUCUUCACUGAUCUCGGAAUCUAUCGGUGUUGCCUGUGACAACUAUUAUUGUAAUGUUCUAAAUUUGAUUCUAUUUCUUUCAUUUUUUCUAUGCUUAUUAAUCAGAAUUCUUAAAAAAAAAAUAAAGGCUGUUCUUCUCCUCUACUUAAUUAUUCAUUCAUGUCAGUAAGGACUCUUUUAUAUUUAUUUUAUCCUGUGGGUUAUAAUUCAGUACUACUGUUAUUUAUUUUGUUGCUCAAAUGGAGCUAGUUUUGCAUAUUGAGAGCUCUUUUGAGCUGGCUCUGGUCUAAGUCCCGUUUGGAAAUGUGGGAAAGGAUGAGGUAGUGAUGUGUUGUCCUCACACAUAAGACAGCAGACAGUGAUGUGCUACCAUCUUCUUAGGAGUCUUAGGAAUGUUGAAGUGGGAGGUUGGUGGUGAGCAUUGAGCAGUUCUAAUUUGUGACAUGUCAGGGAGACCUAUACUGAUUUUGGAAUUGGAAAGUGCUGGGGUCAUCUCAUGAGCUAGCUCCAAGUCCAGUGAGUAACAGGUAUGUAUAUUAAUAGCGCCUUCAUUGUAGAGAAAAUAGCCAGGAAGGAUUUUCUCACUUACCUGUAAGACAAAAGAAAGAAGAAAAGGCAGAAGCUCAUUUUCCCAAGGUACAUACAGAAGCCAGCCAAACAACCAAGUUAAACAGAGAGAGACACUUUUAGUGGCCCAGGGCUUAAUAUUCUCACAGAUCGCAUCCCACCCUUCCUUUCCUACUUAGAUCCCUGGAUUCUCUCUUACCUGUUGUUAGGAAUUCUUAUGAUCUAACUUAUCUUGGCAGAAACUUCUCUCUAAAAUCAAUCAAGCCUUGGGCUAGGGUAGCUCAAUGAGUCGGUAAACAAGACUAAAUGUUCUAGCUUGAAAUUGAAGAUUUUCCAGGCCAAUGCUUUUCUCCAUGAACUUCUCAUUCCUUCCUUACCUUCUCCCACAAGUCAUUAUAAAAGUAGUCUGAUCUAAUUGUUAAGCAUUUGCCAUUAUAUGGGGAUCUCAGAUCACCGUACUGUGUGCUUCAUAAAGUAAAUCAAGAUGAAUGGACAAUAGAAGCUCAGAAUCUGACUUCUCUAAUUCAUUCUCAAUUGAACGGCAAGAUUAGUUCUGCUGGUGCCAUCCCUUGGCAGUGAGUUCUGUCCCUGUGCUGCUGACUUAGUGUUCUCAGGACGGUACACCUUAGGAAGAUGCAGUAAGAUGUUGUUAUAGAACCACUACUUCAGUCGACUCCCUAACUAUGGGAGGCUUAAAGCAAUUAGCACUUUUAUAACAUAGUGGCAUUUUUACUUGUGGAGGAGGGCAUGUGUUUAGCAGAGAAGAUCAUUUAAGGAGACUUCCUGAUUUCAGUUUGAUGCAUUCUAUCAUCAGAUAAUUUUCCUUGCUUCCCUCCUCCUCUUGCCCGCAAAAGAGAAUUCUGGCAUUUUUAAGCUAUAGGCUAUUGUCCAAGAUGCCAGCUCUUCUCAGGGAGUCAUUAAGGGUCACUUUCUCUUCUUCCCUCUUAUAGAGCAGGAAUUGCAUUUCAAUUGGCCAAUUUACAGAGGGGACUGGCAUGGAGAGUCACUCCCACUUGCACUGAGCUGGGCAAGUUCAAGGCGGUUCAGGCCAUCCAACUGGAGGCGCAUGUAGCUGUUGGGAGGCUUUUACCAUGCUGGGAGGAGCAGAAAGAGCAGUAGCAGGGCAGAAUGGCUUUUUAUUCCAUGCCUGAAUAUGACAUCCAAUUGGCCAGAGGGUUGCUAUCUGGGAUGUUUCUAUUUGCCGUAAGGCGCAGUGAGCCUGCAGGCCGACCUCACUCGUGGCACACAACUAAGUUUGGGGAGAACCAACCUGAUGCCAGCAUGAUGCAGAUAUCUCAGGGCAUGAUUGGCCCUCCUUGGCACCAAAGCUACCAUGCCAGCUCCUCUACGAGUGAUCUCUCCAACUAUGACCAUGCCUAUCUAAGGCGGAGCCCUGACCAGUGCAGCUCCCAGGGGAGCAUGGAGAGCCUGGAGCCCAGUGCGGCAUACCCACCCUGCCAUCUUUCCCCUGCCAAGUCAACCGGCAGCAUUGACCAGCUCAGCCACUUCCAUAACAAGAGAGACUCGGCUUACAGCUCCUUCUCCACCAGUUCUAGCAUCCUAGAGUAUCCACCCCCUGGCAUCUCUGGCCGGGAGCGUUCAGGCUCCAUGGACACAACUUCUGCUCGAGGUGGUCUCCUCGAAGGGAUGAGGCAGGCAGAUAUUCGCUAUGUGAAGACAGUCUAUGACACCCGGAGGGGAGUCUCAGCAGAGUAUGAGGUGAACUCUUCAGGCCUGCUGCUUCAAGGUAGGGAGGCCCGAGCCUCAGCAGAUGGUCAGGGCCAUGAUAAAUGGUCUAAUAUUCCUCGGGGCAAGGGAGUGCCACCCCCAUCCUGGAGCCAGCAGUGCCCCAGUUCCUUGGAGACUGCCACUGACAACCUUCCUCCUAAAGUGAGUGCACCCCUGCCUCCAGCUCGGAGUGAUAGUUAUGCAGCGUUUCGGCACCGUGAGCGGCCCAGCUCCUGGUCUAGCCUUGAUCAGAAACGGCUCUGCCGGCUUCAGGCAAACUCUUUAGGCUCCCUGAAGUCUCCAUUCAUAGAGGAGCAGCUGCAUACUGUGCUGGAGAAGAGUCCAGAGAACAGCCCCCCAGUGAAGCCCAAGCAUAAUUAUACCCAGAAGGCCCAACCUGGCCAACCUCUGCUGCCAACCAGCAUCUACCCCGUACCUUCCCUGGAGCCACACUUUGCCCAGGUGCCCCAGCCUUCUGUGAGUAGCAACGGGACUCUCUACCCUGCACUGGCCAAGGAGAGUGGAUACAUAGCCGCUCCGGGAGCGUGCAACAAGAUGGCUACCAUUGAUGAGAAUGGGAACCAGAAUGGAUCUAGCAGGCCUACGUUUGCCUUCUGCCAGCCCUUAGAACAUGACUUACUGUCUCCGGUAGAGAAGAAACCAGAAGCUACAGCCAAGUAUGUCCCCUCCAAAGUCCAUUUUUCUUCAGUGACUGAAAAUGAGGAGGAUGCCACUCUGAAGAGACAUCUCACACCUCCCCAAGGCAACAGCCCACAUCCCAAUGAGAGAAAGAGCACCCACAGCAACAAACCAUCUUCUCAUCCCCACAGUCUCAAAUGCCCUCAGGCCCAGGCCUGGCAAGCGGGUGAAGACAAGGGAUCUUCCAGGCUCUCAGAGCCCUGGGAGGGCGAUUUCCAGGAAGACCACAAUGCCAACCUCUGGAGGAGGCUGGAGAGAGAAGGCCUAGGCCAGAGUCUAUCAGGCAACUUCGGCAAGACCAAGUCAGCCUUCUCAUCUCUCCAGAACAUUCCUGAGAGUCUGAGAAGACACAGCAGCCUGGAGCUAGGCCGAGGAGCCCAGGAGAGUUACACUGGGGGCAGGCCCACCUGUGCAGUCAACACCAAGGCAGAAGACCCUGGGAGGAAAGCUCCUCCUGACUUCGGGAGCCAUUUGGACGGGUAUGUUUUCUACCCACGGCCCGAGGGGAGGACCGGUGCCUCGGCCUCUUUCCACAGCGCAGACCCAAGGCCCGAAGAGCCGCCCUCCCCCUCACACCCGCACACAUCCAGUCUCGGCCGAAGGGGGCCCGGCCCAGGCAGCGCUUCGGCUCUUCAAGGCUUUCAGUAUGGGAAGCCCCACUGCUCGGUGCUGGAGAAGGUCUCCAAAUUCGAGCAGCGAGAGCAAGGGAACCAGAGACCGAUUGUAGGCGGCCCCGGUUUUGGUCAUAACUACAGGCCCCGCAGGACCGUCUCAACUUCCAGUACUUCUGGGAAUGACUUCGAGGAGACAAAAGCCCACAUGCGUUUCUCUGAGUCAGCGGAAGCCCUAGGCAAUGGGGAGCAGCACUUCAAAAACAGUGAGCUGAAGCUGGAGGAGGCCUCCCGGCAGCCCUGCGGCCAACAGCUGAGCGGAGGAGCCGUGGACAGCGGCCGUGGCCCCCAGAGGCCGGACGCUCGCCUCCUCCGCAGCCAGAGCACCUUCCAGCUCUCCAGCGAGCCGGAGAGGGAGGCCGAAUGGCGAGACAGGCCCGGCUCGCCCGAGUCUCCCCUGCUGGAUGCCCCCUUCAGCCGCGCCUACCGGAACAGCAUCAAGGACGCACAGUCACGCGUUUUGGGGGCCACUUCCUUUCGACGCCGGGACCUAGAGCUAGGGGCGCCCGCGGCGUCGAGGCCUUGGCGGCCACGGCCCUCCUCGGCCCACGUGGGGCUGCGGAGCCCCGAGACGCAGGCCUCUGCCUCCCCGCACACGCCCCGGGAGCGGCACAGCGUGACCCCAGCAGAGGGCGACCUGGCCAGGCCUGCGCCCCCUGCCGCCCGGAGAGGGGCUCGCCGGCGCCUGACCCCCGAGCAGAAGAAGCGCUCCUACUCGGAGCCGGAGAAGAUGAACGAGGUGGGGGUCGCGGAGGAGGCCGAACCGGCACCCCUGGGCGCCCAGAGGAAGGGGAUGCGUUUCCCGGAGAGCAGCGUAGCCGACCGGCGCCGCCUCUUUGAGCGCGAUGGCAAGGCCUGCUCCACACUCAGCCUGUCGGGGCCCGAGCUGAAGCAGUUCCAGCAGAGCGCCCUGGCCGACUACAUCCAGCGCAAGACCGGCAAGUGGCCCGGCUCCGCCGCCAGCUGUGGCCUCCAGGAGCCUGGGCCACUGCGCGAGCGCGCCCAGAGCGCAUACCUCCAGCCUGGCCCUGCGGCGCCAGAAGGCCCCGGCCUCACCUCGGCCUCCAGCCUGAGCUCGCUGCGGGAGCCCAGCCUGCAGCCCCGCAGGGAGGCCACGCUCCUGCCGGCCACUGUUGCAGAAACCCCACAGGCUCCCCGAGAUCGCAGCAGCUCCUUCGCUGGUGGCCGCCGCCUCGGGGAACGGCGACGCGGGGACCUCCAGGUCCCAAGGGAGCUGCUCAGUGGAGCAAACGGUGGAACAAGGGACACCCAGAGGGUGGAUGAGACCCCCAGGGAGCCACCCUCCUGGGGGGCCAGGGCCGGGAAGUCCAUGUCGGCAGAGGACCUGCUGGAACGCUCGGAUGUCCUCGCCGUCCCUGUCCACGUGAGGUCCAGGUCAUCUCCCGCCACCGCAAACAAGCGCCAGGAUGUGCUUUUGGGGGAAGAAAAUGGCUUUGGUCUUGUCAAGGAUCCAUGUUAUUUGGCUGGCCCUGGAUCUAGGUCACUCUGUUCAGAAAGAGGCCAAAAAGAGACGCCGUUGCUCUCCCACCAUCCCACCCCUCGUUGGGGUGGUUCAGGCUGCAAAGCCAUCGGUGAUUCCUCCGCUCCUAGUGAAUGUCCUGCAACCCCGGACCAUCAGAGGCAAGCCAGCAGGACACCCUGCCCCAGGCCACCACUGGUAGGAACGCAAGGGCAGCUCACAGACACCAGGGCUACACCCCUGACCCCACUUGCCACCACUCUGCCUUCAGCCGUUCCCUCCGGCUACUGCUCACAGGAUGGUCAGACAGGGCGACAGCCUCUCCCGGCCUACACCCCUGCCAUGACCCAGAGAAGCAAUGGUCACACCCAGACCCAGCCUUCCAGUCCAAGAGGCCGUGAGCGCGAUGGCCCAGAGCAUGGGGUAGAAGAGGGAAUGAGGAAGAUGGUCUCAUUGCCUCAGCGGCCGGCCCCUUCUCGAGUGAAGUGGGCCCACGCAGCCAGAGAGGACAGCCUUCCUAAGGAAUCCUCAGCUCCUGAGUUUGCAGACCUCAAGCACUAUCAAAAACAGCAGAGUCUUCCAAGUUCAUGCAGCACUUCCGACCCAGACACGCCUGUUGGGGACCCAAGCACUCCAGGGAGGAUCUCCCUCCGAAUAUCUGAGUCCAUCCUGUGGGACUCCCCAUCACCUCGUGAGGAUUGUGACGACGAAGUGUUUAUGAGGGAUCUACACCCCAAGGCCACAUCCAGCCCCACAUUUGAAACUCUUCCCCCACCCCCACCUCCUCCACUGAGUCAGGAAACCCCGGUAUAUAGCAUGGAUGACUUCCCUCCACCUCCUCCCCACGCUGUGUGUGAGGCACAGCUGGACAGUGAGGACCCCAAGGGGCCACACCCCAGCUCCAACAAACUUGCUAAGGUGACAAUUGCAAGGGAAAGGCAUGUGACUCGUGCAGCCCAUGUGGUAGGCAGUCAGACACUGGCUUCCAGACUCCAAACUUCUAUCAAGGAUUUAGAGGCUGAAUCCAAACCAUCUUCCAUCAUGAGUGUGCAGCCCCAACUUGCUGGGUCUCUUGGUGGGCAGCCCGCACCCACCCGGACUCAAAGCCUCACCCAUGAUCCAGUCAAUGGAACUCAGGGUUUAGAAAAGAAAGUCAGUUCUGAUCCUCAGAAGAGCUCAGAAGACAUUAGAACAGAGGCUCUGGCCAAGGAAAUUGUCCACCAAGACAAAUCUCUGGCAGACAUUCUGGAUCCAGACUCCAGGCUGAAGACAACGAUGGACCUGAUGGAAGGUUUGUUUCCCCGAGAUGUGAACUUGCUAGAGGAAAACAGUGUAAAGAGGAAGGCCAUACAGAGAACUGUCAGCUGCUCAGGAUGUGAAGGCGAAAGGAAUGAAGACAAGGAAGCAGUGGGUAUGUUGGUCAACUGCCCUGCCUAUUACAGUGUGUCUGCUCCCAAGGCUGAGCUGCUGAACAAAAUCAAAGAGAUGCCAGCAGAAGUAAAUGAGGAAGAGGAACAGGUGGAUGUCAAUGAAAAGAAGGCUGAGCUCAUUGGAAGCCUCACCCACAAGCUGGAGACCCUCCAGGAGGCGAAGGGCAGCCUGCUCAUGGACAUCAAGCUCAACAACGCCCUGGGAGAAGAGGUGGAGGCUCUGAUCAGCGAGCUCUGCAAGCCCAAUGAGUUUGACAAGUACAGGAUGUUCAUAGGGGACUUGGACAAGGUGGUCAACCUGCUACUCUCCCUCUCGGGGCGUCUGGCCCGUGUUGAGAACGUCCUUAGUGGCCUUGGUGAAGAUGCCAGUAAUGAAGAAAGGAGCUCUCUCUGUGAGAAAAGGAAGAUCCUGGCUGGGCAGCACGAGGACGCCCGGGAGCUGAAGGAGAACCUGGAUCGCAGGGAGCGGGUGGUGCUGGGCAUCCUGGCCAAUUACCUUUCUGAGGAGCAGCUCCAGGACUACCAGCACUUUGUGAAAAUGAAGUCCACACUCCUCAUCGAGCAGCGGAAGCUGGACGACAAGAUCAAGCUGGGCCAGGAGCAGGUCAAGUGUCUGCUGGAGAGCCUGCCCUCGGAUUUCAUUCCCAAGGCUGGGGCCCUGGCUCUGCCCCCAGACCUCACAAGUGAGCCCACUCCUACCGGGGGCUGUACUUUCGGUGGUAUUUUCCCAACAUUAACCUCUCCACUUUAACCUCUUCUAAAAUACCCAACCAAAAGAUGACUGUUUCUAUCAACACUAUUUAAUCUGAAAAAUGUUUCAGUACAAACCACUGUUUGAACUAUCUGGGUUGUUGGUGUUUGUUGUGGAUGAAAGGAAAAAAAUUCUCUCCAAGAGGAAGCCUGUUUUUUCCUUCUUGCCCUUCCUGAUUGAUCUUCUGAGAGCUCGAAUGCUGCUGGACACAUACCCCUUUUCUAUUAUUACUUUGUAGUAGAAAGUAAGUUAAUGAAACAGAUCUGAUUGGAGGGUGUUUGAUCAUUUAGUUUUUAACAGGCUGAGGCAACAUGGAUCCGUGUGUGUCCCCCUCAGGAAUGUAUCCACAGUGGCCUUCCUUGCUGGUGGGCAGUGUAUCCUGAUGGCAGGGUACGAGUACCAUUAAUGAAGGGUCUGCAACAUAAAGCCUUAAAAAGACACACACUAAGAAGACAUUGUAAAACCUUGAACAUUGUUAUUUAUAUUUUUUAAAAUGGAAACGAUCAUUGUUUGUUGUGCUAACCACUUAUUUGAUUCUGUUUUGUGGUGGACGUAGGUAAUUACGUUUGAGCUUUGUAUUUUGUGAAAACCUUAAUGAAAUGAAUUCCAAAGAUAGUCACA